UAACAGCUCGCUGUUGGCAGAGGAGCUUGGAGUUGGGAGAGCUGUGGAGACUACUACUUUUUGUAUGGCUCUCCGUCAGAUCUAACGACAUGUCUUCUGCAGAGCAAUGUUUCUGGUUUGUACGCAAGGUGAUAUGCUGGAGAGCUGCAGCCAGUAUUGCUUGGUCUGCGCUGCUUUUGCCACCCACCGCAGCUGUCUUUGUAGUCCUUGGCAGGUUUAGUCUUUUCCACCCAAGCCAGUGGCUAUCAGACUGUCUGUCCUUCUUAACAAGUCCUAGUGCCAUCCUCUCCUUCAUCCCAUUAUGUGGCGUGAUCGUCUUGGUUGGGUUCCUCAACCUGAAACACUACACAGUGAUCCCAUCGAUUGCAUGCUCAAAAUUUGCCCUUCUGGGUCAGCUGCUCCAUCCUCAUCAGUUUGUCCACUCUCUGGUCCACUGUCUCAUGGGGUUAAUAGUGACCUGGUGUUGUGCCAUCAUUAUUGGCGGUAGAUAUCAGACACUCAGCUAUUCUUGCACACAGGGCAAUAGUGGCCCUCAGAUGUGCCUUAAUGAGUACCACCUUAUCCUGCUGCUGGCAGGUGCUUUCAUUGGCUGUAGUCACAGUCUGUUGGGUGUGGUCCACAACAUGAAUUAUGUCUCCUUCCAUGCCGUUCAGCAAUACAAGUACCUUCAUUUUAAGGGAACCUUGCCCUUUGUGUUGAAAUGCAGCGCCACUCAAGCCCUUUACUCAAUCCGGAGCUACCUUGUUGUUUAUUUCUUUUUGGGAUAUAUUCCAAAAGCGUGGCUCUGCAAAACACUCAACCUUCAGUUAAACAGCUCUCUCCACCCUCUGGACACUAUAGCUGGACUCCUGGACCUCUCCCUGCUGUACCACCUUUGGAUCAGCGGCACCUUCCUUCUCCUCACAUGGUAUAUCACUUUGCAGCUGUUCAGGAUAUUUGUCACUGAGGUGUACAGUUUUCCUAUGCAGUCAUCUUUUACCGAAGAUGCCCACCUGUGUCUUCCCAAAGUUCUCGCUUGCAAGCAACCAAUGAUAAUGAAGUUUUUAGCUCUACAGGAUUUGGCUCUGCUCUCUGAGCACUGUCCGUCACGACGCGGAGAGGUCUUCAGUCUCAGUCAGCCAGGUGGCCACCCAUACAACUGGAAUGCCAUUAGUCAGGAGUGUUUGUCUCUCCUGGCUGACCUGACCCAGAGGCUUGUAGUACACCAUGACACCGUAACGGCCAACGCCGGGGCCAACGUCCUCUCUGCUGGCAGCGAUAAGAAGUCUUCCUCGUCUGACAGUUCAGCAGAGAAACAUGUGACACCCCGGCUUGGUAUCAAAACCCCUGGCUCAGUCUUCAUACGUUCCCCAAUGGGGGGCCUUCAGAGCCCUAUGACGGCCCCGUUCACUCCCGACCUGGGCAGUCCCUUUUCCUCCCCAGCCAUUUGGCGUCUCACCGCCGCCCCAGAACCUUUCUCGCCUUGGUACGGCACAGUGCAGAGCCCACAAGUCGUGAGGAGGGGCCACAAACUCUGGUCAGCCUCCACAGAUUCACAGACCAAUGGCAGCCUCCCACCAUCCCCUGCCGCAAUGCCCAGUCCUGUGCCAGCAGCCUCCAAACCUAGCCUCCUGGCUCAGUUCCUCCAGAACAGGAAAGAAUGGGUUAGAAAUUUCUUGGCAAAGCGGGUACUGAUAAUGUAUUUAUUUAACAAGCUCCCAGAAGCAUCUAAUCACGCCCUUUUUGCAGACAGCCAAUCUCACAUUUGGGCAUUAGAAGGGCUAUCUCACCUGGUAAAAGCCUCCUUCUCAGAGGACCGGUACGGCAUUGUACAGACUACACUACCCAGCAUUCUCAGCACUCUGUUGGUCCUACAAGAAGCAGUGGACAGGCACUUCAAGUUGCCUCACGCUUCCAGCAAAUUGGUCAAGCCAACCUACAGCAUGGGAGACUCGACUUAUAAAACGCUGCGCUUCGCUCUCAGGGCUACUCUCAAGACCGCCAUCUACAGGAUAACCACCACCUUCGGGGAACACUUAAAUGCCGUACAGAUGUCUGCUGAGCAUCAGAAGAGAUUGAAACGGUUUCUGAAGUACGAAGACUGACACCUCCAGUCGUGGUGUUUGUGUGCCUUUGGAUCCUCAUCAGCCCGAUUCAAGUGUGUAUGUACGCGCACAUCCAGACUUCAGUGAAAAGACAAAUGAAAGCCCAUGAUGUCUCUUUAUAUAUAUUUUUUAUAUAUUUAUAAUUGUGCUUUUUCAUGGGCCUUUGUAUUGGCGAGGUCAGGUCACAUCUCCCACAUGCAUGAGGAGAGAAACUCCCAGCGACAGACUGCCUGACUAGGAACUGGAGUUGGAAGAUGCAUGUGGGAGACGUGAACUUGUCUGUCGAACUUUUUUUCAACUUUGUAAGCACAUGCAUCAUAUUGACAUAUGACUUGGGUUCACUGACACGUUAAGGCUUGUCACAUUGCCCCUGAGGAUCACAGACGUGCUCUCGAGGUUGCGUGCUUCAUGAAACUCCUUGGUUAGGUUCGCAGUGUGAUCUGAAGACUGCGGUGUGUGUUGGAUUGAGUUGGAAGAGUAGAAGACAUGUUGUGAUGCCUUUUAAAGCUGUAGUCUGUUUGUUUAAAGAGAAAAGACUUGUACGGUGUCACAAGUUGGAUCACCAGAAUAUUUUAAUUUUCAUAUGUUGGUUGUAUUUCUUUGCACUGUCCCAAAAGUUGUGCGCGUGUGUUGUGUUGCACAUCUGGAUUCACAGUCAUAACUAUGGUUUGCAAUUUCUGUAUAAUGGGACGCAGAUCAGCAUUUCCUCUGUGUUUUGUGUUUUCAUCAGUUUUGUUCAUAUACUAAAAGGCAGUCAUAUUACAGGGGUGGGGUGGGGGGCAUUGGUUAUGGCAAAGAUUUGCUGCGACUGGUACAAGUGUGAAGAUAUAGCUUUUUACAGCGAGCAUUGAAUUUUAACGCAACACAAACUUGAAUAAAACAUUUUGUAUGAUUCAUGUGUGUUGUCACCAGUUGAUUCAAGGUUU
This is a messenger RNA of Lampris incognitus (smalleye Pacific opah), 3010 nucleotides long. It is a transcript of the gene ndc1, whose product is annotated as NDC1 transmembrane nucleoporin. Gene Ontology annotation, molecular function: protein-macromolecule adaptor activity. The transcript is spliced from 18 exons. Gene Ontology annotation, biological process: nuclear pore organization. The coding region runs from base 90 to 2084 and encodes 664 amino acids. The record is from RefSeq and is a predicted model, not a curated record. Gene Ontology annotation, cellular component: nuclear pore transmembrane ring. Lineage: Eukaryota; Metazoa; Chordata; Actinopteri; Lampriformes; Lampridae.